Messenger RNA from Carassius carassius (crucian carp), 1024 nucleotides. RefSeq lists its product as uncharacterized. NCBI's taxonomy places the organism in Eukaryota, Metazoa, Chordata, Actinopteri, Cypriniformes, Cyprinidae. The transcript has 2 exons. Bases 273 to 923 code for a protein of 216 amino acids. The record is from RefSeq and is a predicted model, not a curated record.
AACAUAGCUGCAAGCAGCGAUGGCGGGCUCAAGCCAUCAGUGCAAUGCCACCCCGGUGGCAUCAGUUCGAGCUCAAGGCCGUGGGGAAGCAGAUUCGCGACCUGGAGGUGAGGCAGGCCCAGCUGAGAGAGCAGAGAGCCGCGCUGGAAUCAUCCCGGGCUGACGCUCACAAGUCCGGGGUAAGUAUACAGCGUGCUGCUAACAGUCCCACCACGUCUACUCCGUGUGUUUCUCUGCACAGGCCCAGUGCACCCAGGACAUGAUCUUCCCAGAUGUCCUUCACUCCGACGCCGGGACACCACGGACCCUGGGUGCAUCCACAGCGGAGGACGCGAGCCGGGUCCCGGGCGACGACUUCUCCCCCUCCUGCCUUCGAGAUCUCCAUCCGGAACCGCUUCGCUCCCCUCCGCGAGACAGGACGCGACGCUGUGAUCAUCGGAGACCCCAUCGUCCGACACGUCCGUGCUACAUUAGCCGAAGGUAAAGUGCACACUCAUUGUUUGCCUGGUGCUCAUGUUCUCGAUGUUUCUGUGCAGAUACCCCCGACCCUGAAGGCCGACGAGAGCCCCAGAGCGGUCGUGCUUCACGCCGGGGUUAACGACACCACGCUGCAGCAGACGGAGACGCUGAAGAGGGACUUCAGCAGCCUGAUCGAGACGGUUCGCAGCACGACGCCCGCGGCGACGAUCGUCGUGUCAGGACCACUGCCCACGUAUCGACGAGGACACGAAAGGUUCAGUAGACUUUUUGCUUUAAAUGAAUGGUUGUUGUCAUGGUGUAAAGAACAGAAACUGCUAUUUGUUAAUAACUGGAAUCUUUUCUGGGAGCGUCCUAGGCUGUUUCGCGCUGAUGGAUUACACCCCAGCAGAAUCGGAGCGGAGCUGCUUUCUGACAAAAUCUCCAGGACACUUCGCUCCAUGUGACUAGUAAGACAAUUCUCAGAUAACUAUUAUGAUGAGUUUUGUUCCACCCGCUUAAAUGAUAAAAGUACUUGCGCUGUAAAAAUUAUUAAGACUGUGUCUGU